Messenger RNA from Tachysurus fulvidraco (yellow catfish), 1180 nucleotides. RefSeq names its product serine protease 27. Gene Ontology annotation, molecular function: serine-type endopeptidase activity. Lineage: Eukaryota; Metazoa; Chordata; Actinopteri; Siluriformes; Bagridae. Gene Ontology annotation, biological process: proteolysis. The transcript has 6 exons. The coding region runs from base 1 to 918 and encodes 305 amino acids. The record is from RefSeq and is a predicted model, not a curated record.
AUGGAGCUGCUGAUCGUGGUGCUGGGCUCAGGUGUGUGGUUCAUCCCAACACGUCACGCUCAAGAAUGUGGAAGGCCUCUUGUAGGAACUCGCAUCGUAGGAGGAAGCGAGGCAAGAGACGGGGCAUGGCCGUGGCAAGUAGACAUCCAGACUAUAACGGGCGGCCAUGUUUGUGGAGGAUCCGUCAUCUCCAGAGACUGGGUUCUGUCUGCAGCACAUUGUUUUCCUGACCCGUCAGAUGUCUCCUCAUAUCAUCUGUACAUGGGUCGCUAUCAGCUCAAUGGCGCUAACCAGUUUGAGACGAUGAGAGAAGUGAAGCGGGUGGUGGUGGCACAAGGGUACUCAACCCCUCAGGAGGGCAAUGAUGUGGCACUCGUAGAGCUGAGCUCACCGCUCAACUGGACGUCCUACAUUCAGCCCGUGUGUCUGCCGAACGCCAACUUCCUGUUCAACGUUGGAACCAUGUGCUACGUCACAGGCUGGGGGAACACGCAGGAAGGAGUCUCGCUGUCUGGAGCCGGGACGCUACGGGAAGUUGGAGUGCCCAUUAUUGACCAAGUAGCCUGCAACUCCAUGUACCACAUGGACACGUCUAACUCGGACACGCUGUCCAUCCUAGCAGACAUGAUCUGUGCUGGAUACCAGGAGGGAGGCAAGGACUCCUGUCAGGGGGACUCCGGCGGACCCCUCGUCUGUUCCAUGGGGAAUGGCACAUGGAUCCAGGCCGGUGUUGUGAGUUUUGGACUGGGAUGCGCUCAGAAGAACAGGCCCGGCGUGUACGCCAGAGUGUCGAGCUUCGUGGGCCUGAUCCGCUCCACGGUGCCGGACGUCCAGCUGCUGGAUCACGCCUGUAACCUUGCAGCUCAUGGCGUCGUGGUGCUCAGUGUAGCUCUCACAGCAGUGAUGUUGUGUAGGUAGUGAGUGUGUUCAGUGUGUUACUGACCUGGAGCAGCGAAUUCCACCGUCUCACAGACUGGAGCCAUGCUGAACAUCUCAUGUAUAUGUGACAGUCAUCAUAAAGUAGCCGUAAUGCUAAAACAGGAAGACAAAUAACGUUUAACAGGUUUUGGUGCUAAACAGCUGAUUUGGUGUGUUUAACUCUGCCAUGCCUGAGAAACCUAAAGCCAUUAGGAAUGUGAAGUUUAUCAGCUGAACACAAUAAAGGCGACGUCUUCACUGC